CAGACAUUGGGUGUCUUCUGGGUGAGAAACUCAGUGAAGACGUCACUAGCAUGAGAUGCUGGAACUGGAAAGGAUCCGCUAAGGGCAUUGUGUUUCCAUUCAUCUCCUCCACUGGGAACAACGAUCUCAUUGUUCAUGAUGACUACGUCCGAAAAAGUGAGAUGAACGAUGAAAGAGUCGAUCUAAUCAUUGAGCUGUACAGGAAGAAGCAUGACUGGAGUAAGCAUGAAUGGGCCUAUCAGGAAACUGUACAAUCAUUUGAGUCUAGUUCUGCCGGAGAUGUAUCAGAGCAAGAGAAGGUAGGAGAAACUGGUGAGAAUGGAGACGCAGAAGAAGUUGAUAGCACUCAUGUAUCUGCUAAAAGAAAGGGAAAAAGAGAGUUUAAGGAUGUUGGUGUUGAGUCCAGGAAGAAGAAGCUGCUUUACCAAAGAUCGACAGAUAAAUAUCACGAUAUGAUGGAGGAAAUGAAGUCUUAUAUUCAUGGUAUGUUUAAGUCUUCGUUUAUUGAAUUGGAGAAGCUGCUAGUUCAGACUAUGGAGGAUAGGAAUACCAGAUUUGAGGAGAAGGUCAUGUCAUUACUAAUGACUCGUGUAAUGGGGCCUGAUGCGGCAUUGGGUGUACCUGCUUCCCCUUUCACUGCACCUGUUGUGACUUUCACUGCACCAUCAGCGGUUUUCACUGCACCUGCUGCUGCUUUCACUACACCCACUCCAGAUCCAGCUCAGUCUACUGCACCUUUCACUGCACCUGCUGCUGCUUUCACUACACCAACUCCAGCUCCAACUCAGUCUACUGCACCAGCAGCUUCUCGCAAAGGAGCUCCUUCUACCAUUGGUGGUCCCGCAAAUGCUGCUAAGACAAGACCACUGCAGAUUGGACCAUCCAAGUAUGACCUUGCGUUAUCUUCUCGUGUAAUGGGGCCUGAUCAGUGGUUUAAGAACUAUAGAAAAUCGGAGAAUCAUCUGUUCAAAUGGAUUGAUGAAGCCCUCCUUGACGAGAUAAGGUCAGUAGAUGCGAAACAAGAUAGGGUAGCUCGAAAUCUUGCAAAGUUUGAAGAAAUUCUUAGUGAAACUGUCAAGUCUGAGCGUGUUAUAGCUGAACAUGAGAUGACACAGAAGCUGAAAGAAGUGGUGAAUUUGGAGGUUGCUAGAGUUGAGAGAGAUCUGGCCGAAAAAGUGAAUGAGAAGGUCAAGAUAGAGUUUGUUAGGUUGCAAAACGAGAUGAAGAAGAAGGUGAAGCUUGCGACAAUGGCCAUGGUAGUUGUUGGAGCAAUCGUUGGGAUAUGGACUGCUUUUUGA
Eruca vesicaria subsp. sativa (arugula) is the source of this 1298-nucleotide messenger RNA. The record is from the annotation of a GenBank genome assembly. NCBI's taxonomy places the organism in Eukaryota, Viridiplantae, Streptophyta, Magnoliopsida, Brassicales, Brassicaceae.